Aspergillus melleus is the source of this 519-nucleotide messenger RNA. RefSeq lists its product as uncharacterized. Bases 1 to 519 code for a protein of 172 amino acids. The record is from RefSeq and is a predicted model, not a curated record. The transcript has 3 exons. NCBI's taxonomy places the organism in Eukaryota, Fungi, Ascomycota, Eurotiomycetes, Eurotiales, Aspergillaceae.
AUGAAGGGCUACUCCGAUGUUGCCACUUUGAUGGCCAAAGACCCAGGCCUCUCAAUAUACCGUCGCUUUGCACAUUUAAACGCCGAGAAUUUGUUGUACCUUCAAGCUGAACUGGUGUAUCUUGAGAAAGACCUGAACGAAAUCAUCAAAAGAGACGAAGAAAGUGGCGCCCCCCAGAGGGAGAAUUUCCCCAUCUCCUUAUGGCACUUAAAAAACUCAUCAGACAGCGAGGAUGAUGGAUUGCAGUGGCAGAAAGUAUUGGAGAUCCGUGAGCUUCUGGAUAAAUACAAUAAAGCGCUCAUCCAACAAGGGCAAUUACUGAAGUUUCAGGCCCCACAGAAGAAUGACUUCAAGCUUCUAGAGGACUGGAUGAAGCAGGAAGAAAUCUAUUUCAAAUUUGCAUCCGAAAUGACGCAGUGGAGCUCCCAUGAAGAGGAUCUCAUCGCUCUCCGAACAAGACAUAGCGGAGAAGAUCACUUCACGAGAUGGGUCUCUAGAGGUUGCAAUUUGCGCAUAUAG